Molecule: messenger RNA, 984 nt
Organism: Papaver somniferum (opium poppy)
Lineage: Eukaryota; Viridiplantae; Streptophyta; Magnoliopsida; Ranunculales; Papaveraceae
Exons: 2
Coding region: 126-605 (159 amino acids)
Source: RefSeq, a predicted model, not a curated record
AACCCCAAUUUUUUUCUGUGAGAUGAGAGUUUAGGGUUCCAUCGAAGAGAAGAAGAAAUUGAUCGAAGAGAAGACCUGGCUUCCUAUUUCUUUCUGUUUCUUAUGUUUUCUAGGGUUUAAUCGUGAUGAAUCAUAACCGGAGACGAAGAUUUGAAAGUGUUGUUUAUGAUACUAAAAAUGUCUAUUUACACUAUGAUGGAGAAUGGCCUAGGCAACAACCUGUUUGUGGAUUCAGUUUCCUUGAUUAUAUGAAUGGAAAGGAGGUGUAUUGGCCUAAGUAUGAUGUAGACACUCUGAACAUGCUGGAUCUGUUGCACAAUGUUUAUGAGUAUAUUGAUGGGAUAGAUGGCCAUCAUUGUGAUUUUCAGUACUUGGAGAGUGGCUUUCUUUGUGAUGUUGUGGAUGAUAAAGGUUUGCUGAAGUUUUGGAAUGAAUCAGAUCAAGAUGUUCCUAAUGAAGUUCAUUUGUUCAUGACUCAUGAGGGGCCCCUAAAAGUUGUGCCACCAGGUGAACCAACUUGGUUGAUCAGAUUAAAAACCUAUUGGACAAUAUCCAACAAAGCCUAUUUAAUGCUGCAAAGCAAAAACGUGAUGCACUGUAGCUAAGACAUAGGAAUAGUUUAAGAAGGCCCUAAAUGAGAAUAGGAUGAUCUUAUCUCCUUGGUGCGACGAGGAGGAAGUUGAGAGAGAUGUUAAAGAACGUAUCAAGAAGGAUGGGAAUCUGGGAGCAUGCAAGACUCUUUGCACCCCUUUCUAUCAGCCUGAGCUUCCAGAAGGGACACUGUGUUUUGCCUCUGAAAAACCAAAACUUGAUAUAAAGUGGACUUACUGGGGCAGAAGCUACUAGUUAGUUCAAGUGGUGUGAUUUGAAAGCAGCUAAAAGUCUUUAUGUUCAACCAUACAGAGUAGGAAAGUAGUUGUGAGUUUUUCAAGUUUGAGGUUGUCUAUCUAAAUUGUUAUCUUGGUAAUUUCUGAUUUGAAUUAU